This is a messenger RNA of Xylona heveae TC161, 2396 nucleotides long. Its product is annotated as putative allantoin permease. NCBI's taxonomy places the organism in Eukaryota, Fungi, Ascomycota, Xylonomycetes, Xylonales, Xylonaceae. The record is from RefSeq and is a predicted model, not a curated record. Gene Ontology annotation, molecular function: nucleobase transmembrane transporter activity. The transcript is spliced from 5 exons. Gene Ontology annotation, cellular component: plasma membrane. Bases 355 to 2055 code for a protein of 566 amino acids. Gene Ontology annotation, biological process: transmembrane transport; nucleobase transport.
CAACCAUGCUCGCGUGCCCUCGCUUUUCUAGUCUGCGCUCGGGGUUACAAUUAAUAUUGACACCCCUGUCUAUAGUUCGACCUCUGGUCCAAUCACGUGAGUGACCCACGGAUGGCGAUAACACUGAGGGUCCCCCAGGGAUUAGGGCUCGACGAUCCCUGACAUUCGAGAAGCUGAGACCCAAUAAACGGCGGCAUUUCGGCGAUCACGAGAUAAGGUCGAAAGGAACCAUUUUUGUAUUAAAGUACUUGAGAGUGUCGGUGCCGAGAUGGAGAAAACAUUCAAUACUGUUGUCGGUCAUUUUCCAUCAAGUGUGUCGUUUCGUUCUUUGUCCCUGGUCGAUCGAACACGAAAAUGGCCUCCGCCAAAAUUUCUCAUUUUCAACAAUCCGCCAAGGAAAAGGCGGCGGGUUUUCGUCACGCCUUUUCCAGCAAAGAGGCCUUUUUGAAGUAUGUUCAAAACCCAGAGUCUGUCAAUGAGACAGACCCUGAGCGGGCGCGAUGGACCAAUCGUGACCUGGAUCCGACGCCUCCGGAGCAGCGAAACUGGAACUGGUUCAAUUAUUGCACCUAUUAUUUCGGCCUUUCCUUUGGCAACUGGACGCUUGGAAGUUCCAUGAUUGGAAUUGGUUUGAACUGGUGGCAAUCAAUUGUUGUCAUUUUUAUCUCGCAAAUGAUUGCAUCCACAGCUAUGCUGUACAACUCUAAAGCCGCCUCGACUUAUCACAUUGGUUACCCUUGCGUUGCUCGUUCUGUAUAUGGAAUGUGGGGAAGCUAUUAUCCGGUUGGAGCACGUGCAGUCCUGGCCAUCAUUUGGUACGCUGUGCAGCUCUAUACCGGUGCGAGCUACCUCUCCAACAUGCUUCAGGCCAUUUUCGGUCAUCACUACACCGAUAUCCCUAACGGCAUGCCGGAAAGCAUGGGCUUCACGACUCAGCAAAUGCUGGGUUUUUUCCUCUUUUGGUUGAUCCAUAUUCCCUUUGUCUUCUUACGCCCAUACCAGCUGCGCGGUUUCUUCUCCUUCAAGUCUGCCAUUUCCUUUCCGGCUAUGCUCGGUCUGUUCAUUUACUGCAUGGCAACCACCAAGGGUAAGCUUGGAAGCUUGUAUGACGGUUCCGCUCCUUCCGGCGGCCAGUUUGGCUGGUUCUUCAUGUGGUGUAUCAAUAGCGGUAUGGGAAAUACUGCAACUUUGAUCACAAACCAACCUGACCUUGCUCGUUGGGCCAAGACCACCAAGUCGCCCACUUGGGCUCAGAUGAUUGUCAACCCCGUAUUCACCACCCUUUCUGCUACUCUCGGUAUCUUAGCCACUUCGGCCGUUAACAACAAAUGGGGUACCAGCAUUUGGAACCAAUGGGACCUGAUGACUGCGAUCAUGGAGCGCAACUGGCGACCCGAAGUUCGCUUUGCCGUCUUUUUAUGUGCUUGCUGCUGGAUGAUCUCUAUUCUCGCAACUAACAUCGCGGCAAACAUGAUUCCUUUUGGUGCCGAUUCGUCCAUGCUCUGGCCCAAGUACUUGACGAUUACCAGGGGUCAAGCCAUCGUGCACCUCUUGGGCUACGCAGUCUGCCCCUGGAAAAUCAUGUACUCCGCCUCGACCUUCGUGACUUUCCUUGCUGGCUAUGGUAUUUUCAUGGGUCCAGUUGUUGCAAUCAUGAUUUGCGAGUACUACCUUGUAUCUCGUGGCAACGUCUUCAUACCGUCUCUAUAUAUCGGCAACAAGAACAACGAGAACUAUUGGUACAAGGGAGGAUGGAACGUUCAGGCCUUCAUCGCCUACAUUGUCGCUAUUGCUCUCCCCUUCCCAGGAUUCGUCGGCACCCUUGGUCCAAAAGUUUCAACUGCGGCCGAAAACUUGGGACACCUUGGCUGGUGUCUCUCUUUCGUCAUCGCAUUCGUUAUUUAUUACCUCUUGAACCUUGUGUGGCCACACGAAAAUGUGAAGAACACGAAGGGCCUCCGCCGCGAGGAGCUGGCUGAUAUUGGUGUCGUAGAAGGAGUCGAGACUGGAACCCCUACUGAAGAGCUUUCUGUUUCCUUGUCUGAAAAGAAAUAGAACGAAUAAAGAGGAUACCCGCGGGCAAAAUAUUAGGUGUUAUUGGACCAUGCUCAAAGCUUUCUGCUUGUUUUUGUUGGACGCGUUUUCAUUGCCAGGAAAGUUCUUCAGCUUUAUUCAAUGCGACUCCUUACAUUUUGGGAUAUAAUGUCACUAUCCCAAAUGACAUGUCAUUCAUCGACUUUAAAAUUUUCUGAAUUCAUCAAGCAUAUUCAUGAAUGCUGUACUAUUUUAGGCUUCUUUUUUGGUUCGUGGUCGCAGAUGCGAGUUCUGAUUCGAGUCAGAUUGCAACUUGUAGAUAAAGAAUAUUUGCCGCAUAGUUGAGAAUCAUAUGUCGCAUC